AUGCGUGUACUUUCUGCAGGAGACGAAAGCGAGCCUGUGAUAGAAAGCUUUCUGGAUGUUCAAAUUGCAAAAGCCGAGGCCAGACCUGUGACUACUCGUAGUAACCCUCCCUUUGCUUCCGCCGAAGACAUCCAGAAUCCAGCGGCGUCAGUCUAUCUCUCCAUAUCUUCAGAUAGUCCGAGAUUCCCGGAAGCCUACUUCUUGGAUCAUCGAGUAUUUCAGCAAAGCCACCAGUCAGCCCCAAGUGUACGAUUGCUUGCUUCACCACAAAUCACAACUUACGUAGGAGAUCUGCAAACUAUAGUGGCAGAGUACAUUCAGAGGAUACAUUGGUGGAUGCCAAUUCUCUCGCGAUAUCAACUGCUACUUUCUCUGGAAACGCCCACCCCAGGGACAGAAACCGACUUACUUCUUCUGGUUCUAACAAUGAAGGUUCUUCUAUGGAAUCCAUCGGCACAGCAUUCGACAAAUCCAAGGACAGAAGGAUAUUUAUUAGCCCGCCGCGCAAUUGAUGAAGCAGUCUUAGCUGGGGCUAUGUCUUGCCGACUGCUUCAAGCUCAAAUUCUGUUGGCCAUUUUCGAGCUAGGACAUGCAAUCUAUCCCGCGGCUUACCUUUCCGUUGGUGCGUGUGCUCGAUACGGUACUGCAUUAGGAGUUGACGCAUCACUAAGCCCUGAGUUCCAACUCCAAAAUCCAUCCCUAGGACGCUUGGAUAUCGAAGAGCGAAGGAGGGCGUGGUGGAUGGUGCUUAUUUUGGACCGAUUCACACAGCUCGGUAAUCCGCAAAGGUCGCUUUCCACCGCCGAUCCUCAAAGAGAUAGUCGCUUGCCAUCUGACGAGGAAAAUUUUGAUCAAGGGGAUAUACCAGAUGAGAGUUUUCCCGUGUCGGCAGCCGCUGAUAUCAAGAUGGGGAUGCUUGCGAGGAUGUGCCAAGCUUCGUAUCUCCUCGGACUUGUGCUGCGCUAUAAUAGAAAUAGAGCUGAAUCGGCGUCAUCUUCGGCUGGGUUCGAUGACCAUGAAGAAUAUUGGCAACUUGACAAAACUCUCAAUGCUCUGCUUAACCUAUCCUAUGUGGAAGGUGAGAUUAGACGAACCGCAGUGUGCGCUCAAACGUCUAUUUGUUACAGUGGUCUUAUCGCUCUUCAUGAUCCUCUAUCAUCACGAAUAGAUCAGCAACAUAUGCAAUUCGCCAAUGAUAUGCUGAUGCCAGUAGUCGAGUCCAUGGCCUGGGAUUCUAAGAUAUUUCUCAGCGGAUUUCGCGUUUCUGUAGGAGAUGCCUCACCACUUUUGCUCCUAUGGGCAUAUCAAGCCAGUACCAUCUACAAUCGUCUUCUAUCUCAAUACCAAAAAGAAUCACUGUUCCUUCUGCACCAAAUGAAGUUGAAGCUUCAAGUAAUGUCGCAACGGUGGCUUGCCGGAGUUGCUUACCUCAAACUUUUGGAAUCAAACCCAUGA
This is a messenger RNA of Trichoderma gamsii, 1455 nucleotides long. RefSeq lists its product as hypothetical. Lineage: Eukaryota; Fungi; Ascomycota; Sordariomycetes; Hypocreales; Hypocreaceae. Gene Ontology annotation, biological process: DNA-templated transcription. Gene Ontology annotation, molecular function: DNA binding; zinc ion binding. Bases 1 to 1455 code for a protein of 484 amino acids. The transcript has 7 exons. The record is from RefSeq and is a predicted model, not a curated record. Gene Ontology annotation, cellular component: nucleus.